Molecule: messenger RNA, 5915 nt
Organism: Lemur catta (Ring-tailed lemur)
Lineage: Eukaryota; Metazoa; Chordata; Mammalia; Primates; Lemuridae
Gene: WNT5A
Product: Wnt family member 5A
Exons: 5
Coding region: 412-1554 (380 amino acids)
Biological process (GO): canonical Wnt signaling pathway; multicellular organism development; cell fate commitment
Cellular component (GO): extracellular region
Molecular function (GO): cytokine activity; frizzled binding
Source: RefSeq, a predicted model, not a curated record
CUUUUGCACAAUCACGCCCACAUUUGGGGUUGGAAAGCCCUAAUUACCGCCGUCGCUGAUGGACGUUGGAAAGGGAGCGCCUCGCCGUGGAACAGUCGCCUGCGCGCCUUCUCUGGACCCGCGGCUCCCCAAUUGCGCCCUGGCUGGGCCUUGCUCUUGCUGCCUGUCUGCGCGCUUCGGAGCCCCCUCGGUUCCUGGGCGCAUCCCAGCGCUGUCCCAACUCGGGAGCCCAGGCCGGGGCGCCAGUGCCCGCUUCGGCUCUGGUUCACUGCGCCCUCCCGACGCGCCCCGGAGGACUUCGCAGCCCUGCUCCCGAUCGUCCCCCCAGGCUUAACCGGGCCGCUCCGCUCGGAUUCCUCGGCUGCCCUCGCAGGGGUGGCGACUUCCUCCCCCUGCCCCCUCCCCCUCGCCAUGAAGAAGUCGAUUGGAAUAUUAAGCCCAGGAGUUGCUUUGGGGACGGCUGGAAGUGCAAUGUCUUCCAAGUUCUUCCUAAUGGCUUUGGCCAUAUUUUUCUCCUUCGCCCAGGUUGUAAUAGAAGCCAAUUCUUGGUGGUCGCUAGGUAUGAAUAACCCUGUUCAGAUGUCAGAAGUAUAUAUCAUAGGAGCACAGCCUCUCUGCAGCCAACUGGCAGGACUUUCUCAAGGACAGAAGAAACUGUGCCACUUAUAUCAGGACCACAUGCAGUACAUUGGAGAAGGCGCGAAGACAGGCAUCAAAGAAUGCCAGUAUCAAUUCCGACAUCGAAGGUGGAACUGCAGUACCGUGGAUAACACCUCUGUUUUUGGCAGGGUUAUGCAGAUAGGCAGCCGCGAGACGGCCUUCACGUACGCGGUGAGCGCCGCGGGGGUGGUGAACGCCAUGAGCCGCGCGUGCCGCGAGGGCGAGCUGUCCACCUGCGGCUGCAGCCGCGCCGCGCGCCCCAAGGACCUGCCGCGGGACUGGCUCUGGGGCGGCUGCGGCGACAACAUUGACUACGGCUACCGCUUCGCCAAGGAGUUCGUGGACGCGCGCGAGCGGGAGCGCAUCCACGCCAAGGGCUCGUACGAGAGCGCGCGCAUCCUCAUGAACCUGCACAAUAACGAGGCGGGCCGCAGGACGGUGUACAACCUGGCAGACGUGGCCUGCAAGUGCCACGGGGUGUCCGGCUCCUGUAGCCUCAAGACGUGCUGGCUGCAGCUGGCGGACUUCCGCAAGGUGGGCGACGCCCUGAAGGAAAAGUACGACAGUGCUGCGGCCAUGCGGCUCAACAGCCGCGGCAAGUUGGUGCAGGUCAACAGCCGCUUCAACUCGCCCACCACGCAGGACCUGGUCUACAUCGACCCCAGCCCCGACUACUGCGUGCGCAAUGAGAGCACGGGCUCGCUGGGCACGCAGGGCCGCCUGUGCAACAAGACGUCCGAGGGCAUGGAUGGCUGCGAGCUCAUGUGCUGCGGCCGCGGCUACGACCAGUUCAAGACCGUGCAGACCGAGCGCUGCCACUGCAAGUUCCACUGGUGCUGCUACGUCAAGUGCAAGAAGUGCACAGAGAUCGUGGACCAGUUCGUGUGCAAAUAGUGGGCGCCCAUCUGGCUCCCAGCCCCGCUCCCAGGACCCACUUAUUUAUAGAAAGUACAGUGAUUCUGGUUUUCCUUUUUUUUUUUUAAAUAUGUUUUAUUUUACCCCCACAGUUGCAACCGGAACCAUUUUUUGUUACCAUUUAAGAACUCUGUGGUUUAUUAUUAAUAUUAUAAUUAUUAUUUGGCAAUAAUGGGGGGUGGGAACCAAGAAAAAUAUUUAUUGUGUGGAUCUUUGAAAAGAUAAUACAAGUCUUCUUUUGAUAGUAUAGGAUGAGGGGGAACUAACAUAUACCCUAACUUAGCUGUGUGGACAUAGUACACAUCCAGAAGGUAAAGAAAUACAUUUUCUUUUUCUCAAAUGUGGGGUCAUACGGGAGGGUAGGAUCCACUUGAAAGAGGGUGGUGAGAUCUAUGCUUGAUUCGGUUUCUGUGCCCAAAAUGAAUUGUAAAUGCUCUAGUGCAAGAUAAAAAGGUAUCAAGAAAAACAGCCAAAAAACAAAAAAUAAGACCUUUCCCAGGGGCUGUCAGCCUGCUUUUUACAUUUUCAAAAUGAUAAAAUGUAAGAGCAAAAAUCUCAUAUCCUCAAAAACAAAAAAGGUAUAUCUUGUGUCUCAUUCUUUUCAAAUAUUCCAUCUGCAGAUGGUCCUAUUCUAGUAGAAACUUGGAGAACAGGGAGGAAAGUCCCCAGAAAUUAAAAAAUUUAAAACUCCUAUAAUUAAGAUGAUGGUGAUUUGAAGCUGUUAUAGAAAUCAGGAUUUCAGAUUGGAAAAGGAUCCCCAGAUGAUUCUGGACACUAGACUUUUUGUUUGGGAAAGGGGCGAUGGCUUGAAUAUAAAGGAAAAUAUCCUAUGAUUUUCUUAGAGAUACUUGGUCAAUAAAUGAUAAUAAUGAAAAUAAUACAUGAAUUCCAUUCACGGAUUCUCAGCCCAGAUGACAAGGUACUUGCAUGCAGUUCAGCACUGCCCCAAAGCAGAAAAGCUAUUUGAGGAAAAACAGUGAAAUCCAUCUUCCUCCUUGACCCCGAGCCCUCUCUGAUUCCUCGGUGCUGUGAUGUGAUGCUGGCCACGUUUCCAAACGGCAGCUCCACUGGGUCCCCUUUGGUUGGAGGACAGGAAAUGAAACAUUAGGAGCUCUGCUUGGAAAACAGUUCGCUACUUAGGGAUUUUUUUUUUUCUCAAACUUUUAUUUUGAGGAGCAAUACUUUUAUAUGUUUUAAUGACAUUACUUGGCUAAUGGAGUUCACAGAGGUGUUACAGCAUUUCACUAUUAUGAUCCUGUGUUUAGACUACCCACUCAAGCUUUUCUUAUUAUACUGCAGGUAUACCCUAAAACUGUUCCAAGUGUACUUGAACAGUUGCAUUUAUAAGGGGGGAAAUGUGGUUUAAUGGUGCCUGAUAUCUCAAAGUCUUUUGUACAUAACAUAUAUAUAUAUAUACAUAUAUAUAAAUAUAAAUAUAAUAAUAUCUCAGUGCAGCCAGCGAUUUAGAUUUACAGUUUACUCUGGGGUUAUUUCUCUGUCUAGAGCAUUGUCGUCCUUCACUGCAAUCCAGUUGGGAGUUUUCCAAGAAUUUUUUGAGUCUUGAGCUUGGGUUGUGGCCUUGCUGUGAUCAUACCUUGAGCACAACGAAGCAACCUUGGUUUCGAGGAAGCUUGAAGUUCUGACUCACUGAAAUGCAUGUUGGUUUGAAGAUUUAUCUUUUCCACCUUACCCCCUUUUCUCUAAUCUCUAUUUCUGUACACUUUGUGGAGAGGGCAUUACUUGUUCGUCAUAGACAUGGACAUUAAGAGAUAUUCAAAACUCAGAAGCAUCAGCAAUGUUUCUCUUUUCUUAGAUCAUUCUGCAGAGUGGAAACUAGUGCCUAUUAGAUUUGAUAGUACUUAUUUGAGUCCCUAAGGAAAAUACAGCCCACUAUAUAGAUAGCUAGUUUAAAAAGUUUUUUUUAAACAGGGACACCUCUUUCCAAAAUGUGCAGUCAAAUGUGUUCUUAUCUCAGACGUGCAUUGUUUCAAAUAUCUGGAAAGACACACAUCUCUUGUACCCUUCAUAGGCUUGGUGCCGUCAUAUCACCUCAGCCAGCUGUGGCUCUUAAUUUAUUGCACAAGGAUAUUCACUUCCCCUCAGUUGCAGUGAAUUGCAAGCAAAAGAUCUAGAAAGUAAAAAGCACUAAUUAGUUAAAAAUGUCACUUUUUUGGUUUUUAUUAUACAAAAACCAUGAAGUACUUUUUUAUUUGCUAAAUCAGAUUUUGUUCCUUUUUAGUGAUUCAUGUUUAUGAAGAGAGUUGAGUUUAACAAUCCUAGCUUUUAAAAGAAACUAUUUAAUGUAAAAUAUUCUAAGUGUCAUUCAGAUAUUAUGUAUAUCUUCUAUGGCCUUUAUUCUGUACUUUUAAUGUACAUAUUUCUGUCUUGUGUGAUUUGUAUAUUUCACUGGUUUAAAAAACAAACAUCGAAAGGCUUACGCCAAAUGGAAGAUAGAAUAUAAAAUAAAAUGUUACUUGUAUAUUGGUAAGUGGUUUCAGUUGUCCUUCAGAUAAUUCAUGUGGAGAUUUUUGGAGAAACCAUGAGGGAUAGUUUAGGAUGACUACAUGUCAAAAUAAUAGAAGAGUGGAGAAUUUUACCAAAACCAAACUAUUUGGAAGCUUCAAAAGGUUUCUAUACGUAACAGAACAAAAGGGGAAUUCUCUUUCCCUAUAGAUGUUCCUCAAAAAAAGAAAUCAAGCAGAUGGCUUAAAGCUGGUUAUAGGAUUGCUCACAUUCUUUUAGCAUUAUGCAUGUAACUUAAUUGUUUUAGAGCGUGUUGCUGUUGUAACAGCCCGGAGAAGAACGAAAAGGCACAUGCUUUUAUCCAUGACCAGAUUUUUAGUUCCCAAAAAUGUAUCUUUGUGUUUACCACUGCAACUAUUGCACCUCUCUAUUUGAAUUUACUGUGGGCCACGUGUGGUGUCUCUAUGCCCUUUGAAAGCGGUUUUUAUAAAAAGAAAGCCUUAGUCUGCAGAGAAUGAAAACUUGUUGGAAACUAAAGGUUCGUUGUGUUAAGUGCAAUUAAUACAGGUUCUUGUGCUUUACAAAAAUGUAAACGGAAAUCUGGACAGUGCUGCACAGAUUGAUACAUUAGCCCUUUGCUUUCUUUCUUUCUGGAUAACCUUGUAACAUAUUGAAACCUUUUAAGGAUGCCAAGAAUGCAUUAUUCCACAAAAAAACAGUAGACCAACAUAUAGAGUGUUUAAAAUAGCAUUUCUGGGCAAAUUCAAACGCUUGUGGUUCUAGGACUCACAUCUGUUUCAGUUUUUCCUCAGUUGUAUAUUGACCAGUGUUCUUUAUUGCAAAAACAUAUACUCGAUUUAGCAGUGUCAGCAUAUUUUUUCUUCUCAUCCUGGAGUGUAUUCAAGAUCUUCCCAAUACAGGAAAAUUAACAAAAAAUUUAUAUAUAGGCAGCGGCAAACAUAGCCAUGUUCAAAAUAGUCAUUAUGGGCUCAACUAAACAGAUUGUUUUAAGUUUUAGUCCAGUUUAUCUGUUCAUCUCUUUCAAUUUCUGACCUCCCGAGACUGGCACUGCAUAUGUGCUAGUAGCUUACCGAAACUUUUUUCAGGCAAUUUUGCAAAUACCAAUUUUCAAUUUGUUUUUAUGAAACAUUAUUCAAGCCACUGGAAUUAUCAAAUAUGAUGCUGUAGCAGGAUAAGUAUCCGAAUAAAAGACUAGUACUAGCUAACUCCAAGAGAUCAUUAGCAAAAACAGUACUCAAAGACUGAGUGGUCCACAAUAUAAAUAUAGAGACAGAUAGAAAAGGUACUUAUAACUUGAAGCAUAUAUUUAAUGCAAAUACGCACCAAGGCACAGGUCUAAAAUACUGCAUUAUCACUGUAAACUAUACUUUUAAAAUAUUUAUUUUUUUAAGAAAUAUUUUCUAGUCUUCUCUCUCUCUAUGGAAUGGUGGAAAUGAGAUGCCAUGUUUUGAAAGUAAGAUGAUGAAAUAAAUUUUUAAUUUAGGAAACAUUCGGUAAUAUAGGAAUUAAAACUUAGAAAAGGGAUCUUCUAAUUUACCUGUUCACACAAACUUUACACUUAAAUCCGAUGAUGGGAUAAUAUUUUAGUGAAACAUUAUCUUGUUAGAAAACUUUCAAAAAUGGAUAUAGAAUAAUUAAAGGUUGGUAUGACUUUUUAAAAAUUGUAUCAGUUUGAAUCUAGAAGAUUAAAUUAAAAUGCUGUCUCAGUAUUUCAAAAGCAAAAAAAGAAUGGAGGAAAAUUGCAUCUUAGACCAUUUUUAUAUGCAGUGUACAAUUUGCUGGGCUAGAAAUGAGAUAAAGAUUAUUUAUUUUUGUUCAUAUCUUGUACUUUUCUAUUAAAAAUCAUUUUAUGAAAU